CCCGAAGGUCAGCACCCGUCCUGGAACUGAUAAAGGUGAGAUAGUACCCCUCUGUUUCGAAUCGCUCAUCUGUGAACAUUCUGCGCAAUCCCAGCCGAGCUCCUUUCACAGAAACCCAACAACACACAGAAACCAGGCACCAUGGCACCAAUCGCCCUUGCUGAUAUUUCAGAACCGAUUCACGAACUCAGCAGUGAAUACAAGGACCAGUACUCAGUACAGGCCCUUCCCCAGUCUUCAAAGAAUGUCGCGAGCUAUCGAGGAUACGACAACGUCCAUUGGUGGGUUGGCAAUGCCAAACAAGCUGCCGCGUACUACGUUACUCGUAUGGGUUUCGAGCGAAUAGCGUACCGAGGUCUUGAGACAGGUUCUCGGAUUCUGGCUUCGCACGUUGUCCGGAACGGAGACGUGACCUUCGUCCUCACCUCACCACUCCAGAGCUCGGACUGCACAAUCGCCUCGCUGUCCGACGAAGAUCGAAAGCUGCUCCGCGAGAUGCAGGAUCAUUUGAAGACCCACGGUGACGCAGUCCGUGAUGUUGCUUUCGAAGUGGACGAUGUUGCUGCAGUAUAUGAUGCCGCCGUAGCCAAGGGUGCGCAUGCAGUCCAACGGCCAAAGACAGUCAGCGACGAGUUUGGCAGUGCAACGUAUGCUCAGAUUCGAACGUACGGAGACACCAUCCACACCUUGAUCGAACGCCAGCAAUAUAAGGGUGCCUUCCUUCCAGGAUACCGAGCAGUUAACGAAGUCGAGAGGACUGCCAAGUACUUACCAAAGGUUGAUUUGAUGCAUGUUGAUCAUUGUGUCGGUAACCAGGACUGGGAUGAGAUGGAAGCAGCGUGCGAGUAUUAUGAGAAGACCCUAGGCUUCCACAGGUUCUGGUCGGUUGACGACAAGGACAUCUGUACAGACUAUUCCGCUCUGAAGUCAAUAGUCAUGGCCAGUCCAGACGAAAAGAUCAAGAUGCCGAUCAAUGAGCCAGCGACGGGAAUAAGGAAAUCGCAGAUCGAAGAGUAUGUCGACUGGUACAAUGGCGCUGGUGUCCAGCACAUCGCCCUGAGAACGGACGACAUUAUCUCCAGCGUCACUAACUUGAGAGAGCGAGGGAUCGAGUUCAUUAGCGUGCCGGAUACUUACUACGUGUCGAUGGCGAAACGACUUGAAAGCGCCGGCAUGAAGCUGAACGAAGACUUUGCUGCACUGAAAGAGCUGGGCAUCCUGAUCGACUUCGAUGAGGGUGGGUAUCUUCUGCAGUUGUUCACCAAGCACUUGAUGGACAGACCAACCGUCUUCAUUGAGAUCAUUCAGAGAAAUAACUUCUCCGGGUUCGGUGCUGGUAACUUCAAAGCUCUCUUUGAAGCAAUUGAGAGGGAACAGAUGGCUCGAGGUAAUCUGUGAUGUCACUUGAGGAUUUCUUGAAGCUUUUCAGCAGUCUUGUAGAUAACCUUGUCGCUUUAGCCAGCACUGUAGAUUCAAACAAUGACCAUCACGCUCAUGAGUAGAUUGAGACCAACAAAGGUUGAUGAUUGUGCUCUCGUUUUAAAAAGGGUAAAGAUGGCACCGAGAAAUGCGAAAAUAAGAGAGUUUUCUUAAGCAAAGAAGCCCGGAAAUUGGCGCCUGUGUUUAUUGGCAGGUGACAGCGAUGGCCUCCCUAGCUUCCACCACCUAAAACUCACCUUCAAG
Molecule: messenger RNA, 1683 nt
Organism: Exophiala viscosa
Lineage: Eukaryota; Fungi; Ascomycota; Eurotiomycetes; Chaetothyriales; Herpotrichiellaceae
Product: 4-hydroxyphenylpyruvate dioxygenase
Exons: 1
Coding region: 142-1398 (418 amino acids)
Biological process (GO): L-tyrosine catabolic process
Molecular function (GO): 4-hydroxyphenylpyruvate dioxygenase activity
Source: RefSeq, a predicted model, not a curated record